AUGCUCUCCGCGUUCAGCGCCCGGCCGAUUGUCGAGCUGAAGCAGCGCGACAAGUCCAAGAUCGAGUCGAUCCUGGCGUACGGUGACCGCGUGCUCGUCGGCCUCAACACAGGCGCCCUGCGCAUCUACCGCGUCAACGAGGAGACGGGCCAGCCCGCGCGGAACGGCGCAGCGAACGGCGACCCCGGCACCGACACGAAUGGCGACGCGAGCACGACAGCGACGGGGACAGCACCAGCACCAGCACCAGCACCAGCACCAGCACCAGCGGCACCAACACCAGCGGCAUCAACACCAGCGGCACCAACACCAGCGGCACCAACACCAGCGGCACCAACACCAACGCCAACACCAGCAUCAACAACGCCAGCCAAGGCCGCCGAACUCCUGCGCGAAGAGGACAAGUUCUCGCGCCGCCCGAUCCAGCAGCUCGCCAUCAUCAAGGAGGCCAACAUCCUCGUCUCGCUGUCGGACAACCAUGUCUCCAUCCACGACCUGCAGACGUACCAGCUGCAGGAGAAGCUCGAGAAGACGCGCGGCGCCACCACCUUUGCUGCCGCCAGCAACAUCGUCAAGGACCCCACCACCGGCAUCCCCUCCAUCGUGAGCCGCCUGGCCGUCGCCGUCAAGCGCAAGAUCAUCCUGUGGACAUGGCAGGACAUGGAGCUCAGCGGCGACGCAACCGAGCUGGCCCUCAUUGCCUCGGUAAAGAGCCUGACCUGGGCCACGGGCACCAAGCUCGUGGCCGGCAUGGACCCGGGCUUCGUCAUGGUCGACAUGGACACCCAGCACGUCCAGGACAUUGUCAAGCCUGGCGCCAUGGGCGAUGCAGGCGGCCAGGGCGGCCAGGGCGGUGCCCGCUUCGGCGCCGUCUCGUCGUCUGGCAUGGGCUACAUGGGCAUGGGCAGCUGGGUGCCCAAGCCGCUCGCGACACGUCUCGGCGAGGGCCAGAUGCUGCUCGCCAAGGACGUCAACAGCCUGUUCAUCGAUGCCGACGGCAAUGCCCUCGACAAGCGCCAGGUGCCGUGGCCUUUUGCCCCCGAGAUGCUCGCCUAUUCCUACCCAUACAUGCUGGCGCUGCAGGCACCCUCAAAAGGCAGUCUGGAGGUCAGGAACCCAGACACGCUGAACUUGCUCCAGUCCAUAUCGCUGCCAAACGUCACAUUCCUCCACGUACCGCAGCCCAACAUCAGCUUGGCCCAUGCCGGCAAAGGCUUCCUCGUCGCAAGUGACCGCUGCAUAUGGCGCAUGGGUGCGCAAAGCUACGAGACGCAGAUCGACCAGCUGACAGCGAACGGACGUUAUGACGAAGCGCUGAGUCUGCUAAACAUGCUCGAAGAUACACUCUUACAGGACAAGGAGGGCAGGGUCCGGGAAAUCAAGACCCUGAAGGCUGAGGCUUUGUUCCACGACAAGAAGUGGCACGAUGCCAUGGACCUGUUCAUCGAUGCCAAGGCGCCCCCGGAGCGUGUCAUAGCGCUGUAUCCGCGGGCUGUGGCUGGCGACUUGUCGCACGAAGAAAGCGUAAAGGGCGAUGGGAGUGUAGCAGACGAGGAGGAGCACGAGAGCGAGAAGCACACGGAGGAGUCCGAGGAGGUUAAGAAGAUCAGCAGGGAGAGCACCUUCAAUCCUGCGACCACAAUCGGCCGAUCAAUGAUGGGUAGAUUGGUUGGUGGGCACAAGAAAGUGGACUCGGACACAGCUUCAAUUCGCUCCUCGGUCCGCGAAGAUGCAGCAGAGACAGCAAGCAUCAGACCACCUAGGAAGGUCACAGAGACUACACAACCGGACAAGCAGGUCGACUUCAGUAAUGCUGUUCGCGCACUACAGUCGUACCUCGCCCAAUGUCGCGUCCAGAUCAAGCGCUACAUCGAUACCGACGGAAAUCUGAAAGAGGCACUUCCGGCCCCCAGCGACAGUCAGCCUGAGGAGUACAAACCCCCCUUCCACUACUUUAUCCAGGACACUGCGGGCGAGGUGGACUGGACUGCAAAGCUCCUCCAUGUCGCGCAACUUGUUGACACAACCCUCUUCCGCGCCUACAUGCUCACCAAGUCCACGCUAGCAGGCUCCCUCUUCCGUCUGCCUAACUUCUGCGAGCCUGAUGUGGUACAGGAGAAACUCUACGAAACAGGGCGCUAUGCUGAUCUCAUCGAUUUCCUGCACGGCAAGAAGUUGCAUCGUCAGGCCCUGGAACUACUCGAGAAAUUCGGCAAGAACGAGGCAGACGAGGAAGUCGCACCUGCCCUGCAAGGCCCUCAACGCACGGUAGGAUACUUGCAGCAGCUGCCGCCCGAGAUGAUCGAUCUCAUACUCGAGUUCGCCGAGUGGCCUCUCCGCACCGAUCCAGGCUUAGGCAUGGAUGUAUUCCUUGCGGACACGGAGAACGCCGAGACGCUUCCGCGCCAUAACGUCCUCGAGUUUUUGGAAAAGUUGGAUUUGAAACUCGCAGUCAAGUAUCUCGAGCACAUCAUCGAGGAGCUGAACGAUCUCACGCCAGAUUUCCAUCAGAAGCUCGUUGAUCUGUUCCUUGAGCGGCUGAGGAACGGUGAUUUUGAAGACGACGAGGAGAAAGGAAGGUGGCGUGAGCGACUGCAAACGUUCCUGAAGACAAGUGGGAAUUACAACAACUACCGCGUGUUUAAGCAGCUGAGCCCUGAUGAUCCCGAUUUCUUUGAGUCUCGCGCUAUCGUGUUGAGUAAGAUGGGCCAGCACAAACAAGCGCUCCAGAUCUACGUUUUCCAGUUGAAAGACUACACAAAAGCCGAAGAGUACUGCAACACCAUCUUCCUCUCCGCUACCACCCCCUUCACAACCCCGCACCCCCAAGCGCAAAGCCCAUCCGAAAAAGACACACAAGAGCCCUCCAUAUAUCAUACCCUGCUGAGUCUCUACCUUACACCCCCACCCCCGCACUCAGCCAACUGGCCUCCCGCGCUAGAGCUGCUCUCCAAGCACGGCGCCCGUCUCCCGGCGGCCACGACUCUGGACCUGGUGCCACCAUCGCUCCCCGUGGCCGAUCUGGAGAGCUACUUCAAGGGACGCAUUCGGGCGGCCAACUCACUCCUCAACUCGGAACGCAUCGUCGCGCGCCUGCGCGGCGUCGAGAAGAUGGGCGUUGAGAGUAGUCUGCUCCUCGGGUCCGAGUUUGAGAAGAACCCCCACAAACCUGGCGGGCUGAAUCGACGUGUCGUUGUUGACGAGGAUCGCCACUGUGCCGUUUGUCACAAACGGUUCGGCGGGAGUGCGAUUAGAGUCUGGCCCGACGGGAGUGUCGUGCAUUCUGGCUGCAUGCGGGGCAGCGUGGGGCGUGGUGGAAGCGUGGAGAGGCCAAGGGCGUGGUAG
Messenger RNA from Ascochyta rabiei, 3345 nucleotides. RefSeq names its product Vacuolar morphogenesis protein 6. Gene Ontology annotation, molecular function: protein binding. The coding region runs from base 1 to 3345 and encodes 1114 amino acids. Gene Ontology annotation, biological process: vesicle-mediated transport; autophagy; endosomal vesicle fusion. The transcript is spliced from 4 exons. Gene Ontology annotation, cellular component: cytoplasm; fungal-type vacuole membrane. NCBI's taxonomy places the organism in Eukaryota, Fungi, Ascomycota, Dothideomycetes, Pleosporales, Didymellaceae. The record is from RefSeq and is a predicted model, not a curated record.